Pseudoliparis swirei is the source of this 1272-nucleotide messenger RNA. RefSeq names its product calcium-binding protein 2-like. The transcript has 7 exons. Gene Ontology annotation, molecular function: calcium ion binding. NCBI's taxonomy places the organism in Eukaryota, Metazoa, Chordata, Actinopteri, Perciformes, Liparidae. Bases 1 to 828 code for a protein of 275 amino acids. The record is from RefSeq and is a predicted model, not a curated record.
AUGUUCAUGAUCAUUCGAGAGCCGUUCAGUGGAGGAGUCAGUGGAGGAGUCAGUGGAGGAGGGAGCGCGCCAUCGGUGAAGAGUGCAAAACAGGUGCAGGCGGCCAUUAAGAAGAAGCUGGAGAAGCAGAAGAAGCGAAGCAGCGGCCAGGCCGGAGGUGUCGGAGUCAUUCAGAGUGCACAGCCACCUCGCCACCACAAACCCGCUCAGUUCCCCCAGAUGACGGCAGCCUUUGAGGACAGAGAGUCGCUGGAGGAGGAGCUGGAAGACAUGAUGGAGGGACCACAGAGAGGAGAGAGGGAGGAAGAGGAGGAGGAGGAGGGGGAGGAGGGGGAGCCUGCCGACCUGCUGCCCAUCAUGAACUCUAUGUUUGGACAGGACAGAGAGCUGAGACCAGAGGAGCUCGAAGAGCUCAAAAAGGCUUUUGCGGAGUUUGAUCGGAAAAAAAAAGGCUACGUCACUCACGACGACCUCGGCCAGUGUAUGAGGACCAUGGGGUACAUGCCGACAGAGAUGGAGCUCAUCGAACUGAGCCAGCAGAUCGGUGGAGGUAAAAUUGACUUUGAUGACUUUGUCGAGCUCAUGGGACCCAAGAUGCUGGCCGAGACCGCCGACAUGAUUGGAAUCAAAGAACUUCGAGAUGCAUUCAAAGAGUUUGACUCUAAUGGUGAUGGCCAGAUCAGUUUAAUUGAGCUCCGUGAAGCCAUGAAGAUGCUGAUGAGGGAACAAGUGACCAACAGAGAGAUUAACGAGAUCCUCCAAGAUGCCGACCUCAACGGAGAUGGUCUGGUGGACUUUGAGGAGUUUGUGCGAAUGAUGUCCCGCUGACCGGCCCAGCGUGUCAGAUUGAGAUGGAGAGGCAGACUUUAUGAAACUGUGAGAUGAGAUAACACACUAUAGGACACACAUCUAAAAUUGUAUUUUUGUAUCAAUGAAAGAAAAAAUGAGGAAAACAAUGCUUUGAAUAGACAAAUAGUAUCUGGCCUAACAUGACUAUAACAUCUGAACUCCAGGUGCAACACCAUGAUAAAGCCCUUCAAUAGCAGUAACACAUAUCAAAAGCUGCUUCAUAGACAACAUUUAUGACCGAGUGAUUAUUAGAUGUAUUUUUAUGUCUAUCGAUGUUUGAACUUUGAGUGUAAAAUUGUAAACUGUUUUUUUUUAUUAAAAGAAAGUUACCAACAUUGGAUGAAUGGACACAUUAUUACGACCGGGUCGACUUGUGAUCUGACACAACCAUUAAAUAAGAGGAACGUAAAUCUGGAGUUUAUA